Molecule: messenger RNA, 920 nt
Organism: Caenorhabditis elegans
Lineage: Eukaryota; Metazoa; Nematoda; Chromadorea; Rhabditida; Rhabditidae
Gene: F37H8.5
Product: GILT-like protein F37H8.5
Exons: 4
Coding region: 46-879 (277 amino acids)
Cellular component (GO): extracellular region
Molecular function (GO): oxidoreductase activity, acting on a sulfur group of donors, disulfide as acceptor
Source: RefSeq, marked reviewed
CAUUUGACCCAAUCAUCUCUGUUUUGUUCUGUUUUUAUCUUUUCAAUGGACACCACAUGUCGCUGCCUGUUGACCCCCACCAUCCAGCCAGUCUUGCUCAAAAUGCUCUAUCGACUCGUUGCCGCAAUUUUGCUCCUUGGAGCUGUUCAGGCCACAAUCAACUGUGCUGCUAUUCCGACAUCAUUGUGGUGCUCGAAUAAGGAUCUUGAGGCGAAAUGUGGAUUCGCUUCCUUCUGUGAUAAACAUCGCGCCGCCACUCACAAUCAAAAAAUCAACAUCACUGUUCUGAUCGAAGCUCUCUGCCCAGACUGCCAAAACUUCCUCACCAAGCAACUAUACCCAAUCGUCUUCAAAAACUUUGCCAACUAUGUCAACAUUGAACUAGUCCCAUUCGGAAAUGCAAAGGUCCUGGAAGAUGGAACAAUCAAGUGCCAGCACGGAGAGGAAGAAUGCUCGAUUAACAAGUUCGAAGGAUGCUUCAUCGACUCCAUGCAAGACCAGAGCCCACUUCCAACUCUUUCUUGUAUUGAAGAGAGUCUUCAGAAGAAGGUUGAAUUUGCAGAUGCUGUUCAACAAUGUUUCGAAAAACUUCAAAUUGGAGGGGAUAUUCAGAGAUUGACACAAUCCUGUUUGGUGUCAAAGCUCGGAGCUGAUCUUCAAAAUAAAGCCGCCGCGGCCACAGCCAAUGUUUGGCCUGAGCAGCACAAGUUCGUCCCAUGGGUGAUCAUCAAUGGGGUCUCUCUCACCAGCUUCCAAGGAUUCCAAAACCAACUUCCAACCCUCCUCUGCGAAUGGUAUUCUGGAGACAAGGCCAUUCCAUACUGUGAGGCUGCUCUCAAAUUGAAGUACAAGAAGGCCAGUAUUAGAAGCUUCUUUUAAAGUGUUCCCUUAUAAAGUAAUUCGAAUAAAAUAUUAGCAAU